Molecule: messenger RNA, 3471 nt
Organism: Oryza brachyantha (malo sina)
Lineage: Eukaryota; Viridiplantae; Streptophyta; Magnoliopsida; Poales; Poaceae
Exons: 17
Coding region: 108-3194 (1028 amino acids)
Source: RefSeq, a predicted model, not a curated record
CGCAUUCUCCGCUCCGCUUCCCCUUCUCUCUCUCUCCUCUCGCUCGCUUUCUCUCUCCUCCAGCGCCGCCGCCUCGGGGACGCCCCGGUCGGCGAUGUGGCGGGAGCAUGGUGGGCGCGCUCCUCAGGCUCCUCUCUGCGUGCGGCGGGGUCUGGCCCACCUCCCCGGCGCCCGCGCAGUCGUCUACGGCCAACGCCUCCGCGGCGGAGCACGCCGCUGAGGGCCGCGAUGGGCUCCUCUGGUGGCGGGACCUCGCGCGCUGCCACGCCGGGGAGCUCUCCGUCGCCGUCGUGCAGGGGAACAACGUGCUGGAGGACCAGUGCCGCGUCGAGUCGGCCCCGCCCCUCGGCACCUGCCUCGGCGUCUUCGACGGCCACGCCGGGCCCGACGCCGCCCGCUUCGCCUGCGACCACCUCCUCCACAACCUUCGAGAGGCCGCGUCAGGGCCGGAGGGCGUCACGGCUGACGCAAUCAGGGACGCGUUCCUGGCCACGGAGGAAGGCUUCCUCGCGCUCGUCUCGCGCAUGUUGGAGACGCAGCCGGACAUCGCCACCGUCGGUACUUGCUGCCUCGUCGGAGUCGUGCAUCAGAGGACGCUCUUUGUAGCCAACCUGGGGGAUUCUAGGGCUGUUCUAGGGAAGAAGGUUGGUCGCACUGGUCAGAUUACUGCCGAGCAGCUAUCUAGCGAGCAUAAUGCCAAUGAAGAGGGUGUCAGGCAGGAGCUCAUGGCUCAGCACCCAGAUGAUCCGCAGAUUGUUGCUCUUAAACAUGGUGUCUGGAGAGUGAAAGGCAUCAUACAGGUGUCGAGAUCGUUAGGUGAUGCAUACUUAAAACGCGCACAGUAUAACACGGAGCAGAUCAAACCGAAGUUCAGGCUCCCCGAACCAUUCAGCAGGCCUAUAUUGAGUGCCGACCCAUCUAUCAUCUCACGUUGCCUUCAACCAAGUGAUUGCUUCAUCAUAUUUGCCUCUGAUGGUUUGUGGGAACACCUGAGUAAUCAGCAGGCUGCCGAGAUUGUUCACAGCCAUCAACGAGCUGGAAGUGCAAGAAGGCUCAUAAAGGCAGCUCUCCAUGAAGCAGCACGAAAACGUGAGAUGCGUUAUUCGGACCUUGUGAAGAUUGACAAGAAGGUUCGCAGGCAUUUCCAUGACGAUAUCACUGUCAUCGUCUUAUUCAUAAAUUAUGACCAAUUAACGAAAGGUCAUUCACAAGGACAAUGUCUAUCCAUCAGAUGUGCCUUAGGUUACAUGGACCCGGCCGCCGCCGCCGCCGCCGAUGGGGGCGCCUUCCUCGAGUUCGUCGACUACGCCAUCUCCAUGCUUUCGUCGUCGUCCUCCUCCGGGGAAGGGGACGACUCCCCCGGCACCGGGCCAGCGCCUGCGCGGCCGCCGUGGGGUUGGGCGGUGGCGCAGGUGCUCAAGUCCUGCUGCGCUUACUCCAGCGGCGUCACCGCCGCCAUCCUGCUCUCCGAUCUCUUCCAGUCUUGGACAGAACAACGUAAAUCUCUGACUGCAAAGAGGAAAGUUGAAUUGACCAAUCUUCUAAAAACAAGAAAUAGAAGGAGGCGACUUCCUAAUACUAUCACAAUCGAUUCUAUCCAUGAGAAGAACUUCCUUUCUCCUAAGAGUGUCCUUGAAGCUGUUGUCAUCGACGUGUUUGUCAUUCCUGGUACAAACAUAUACAUGCUUACCUUGGGAGACAUGUGGAGCACGUCCACUAUCGAUCUAUAUCUACACCGAAGGUGCUACAAUUACAUUGGACAACAUGGUGUGUUGAAGAAGGGCCGAGAAGUUAUGCUCACAGGAUGUUGCCUACGUACAGCUAUGGAGGGGUCAGGCCAUGCUCGUAUUUUGCCAACAGAAUACAUGGUGAUGUUACUUGAUGAGGAUGAAGAUGAAGAUGCCAUGUUACUUGCUGCACAGUUUUGCACAUAUUCUUUCUCAUCUAUGAUGCUAGAUGAGAACAGAAACAAUAUUUCCUACUCGUUUUAUGCCAGGAUCGAGAAGAUUGAGUCUUUAGAAAAUUUUGGGUCAACGGAAAGAAAGCAGAUUAUACUUGUUGACAAUGAUGAUGCAAAGAUAAAAUUUGUUUUAUGGGGGGAGCAGGUUUUGCUUGCAAAUCUUUUCAGUGUAGGGAGCAUGCUUGCACUGGACAGACCUUUUAUUUCAAAUUGUGUGCACAAUAAUCACGAGGAGUCUCAGGAAAUUUGCCUUGAAUAUGGCAGUGCAACACAGGUUUACUUGGUGCCUAUUGCUCAGCAGGAGGAACAGGUACUUCUCACACCUUCCCAAAUAAGGAGUCAAGGACCUCGACCAUCAUGUGUUCCAAAUGAUCUUAUGGCUUCACAAGUAACAUUACCACGUGAUUUGCAUGGUUCAGUUGAUUUCAGCAGAUAUCCAUUUCGAGUGCAUGUAAAUGAUCUUCAUGAUAAAAUGGUUGGAAUUAGUCUGUUUGGCACUGUGGCAAGUGUUUGCAAAGCAAGCGCGUCAGGAGAUUUCUUUUACUUGGAGAUAGAAGAUGCAACAGGAGUUGCCCUGAUGAAACUUAAAUUUAUUGGACUCUGGUCGUUGGGCAGAGUAGGUAUUGGUCAUAUGGUAUACAUCUCUGGUUUGACUUGUAACUUGAGUUCAAAAAACAUUCUUGAAGUCUCUUGGACCGAAAAGGAGCCAGGGUCUCUAUUUGUUAACUUAAGCUUGCUGCCAGCACUUCUUAAUUCAACAUGCCUACAUACUUUAUCACUUUUGUCGGAUCUUCCCCAUUCAACUAAUAGAAUACAUAUAUGCCGUGUUCGGCUUGACCACAUUGAUGUCAACAGUUUAAAGGUAUUAUUAUUCCACAAUCUUUGUGGAUGCGUUGUGAUUGAUCAAUCUGGAGGGCUUCAGUGUUCCUUCUGUAAGUGUGCAUGCCAUAGUGGUGGAUGCACACAUGGCUUUCAGCUGCACUUGACCAUUGCAGAUGACAGUGAAAAGGUUUUUGCCUGGUGCCUUGGGCAAACAGCCGUAGAGUUUCUUCAAAUAUCUCCUGAUGAAUUUAUGGAGCUCCCUGAGGAUGAACGAGCAAUGUAUCUCUACACUCUUCCGAAUGAGAGCUUUACCGUCGCCAUUGCAAAUACCAGCAACCGCAUUGAUGAAUAUAUUGAAGACGAUACAACACUUCCAGUAUGGGAGAUCACAAGAGCACAAAAAUGCGAGUGAGAUCCUUAGGUGGAAUUUCCUAGAACUAGCUUAGGAAGAAAGGUUAAGUUUAAGAUACAUCCAGCAUUAUUUUGGAAGCGAGGUUCUGAUGCAAACUAUUCAUAUUAAUGGAACCAAAGCCUAGUGAAAGCUGACUCGAUGAUCUUGUAGUCUUCUGUUCAUAUGAUGCCGCUUGCGAGGCCCAAUUUUUACCAGCAGAAUUAGCUGACUACUUGAGAACUCUCUAUAUAGAAAUGGGAUACUCGGAUUUUUGCGAUCACUUGUGAUCAAAUCUGCU